AUGAUAGCUCCACCCCUCGACCCCUCACAGAGCUCCAGUGAUGUCGUCAACUGGCUGGUGGGGUUAUUUACCUUGUUGGCGCCCACGUUCCAACAGAUCCUCAACACAACCAAUUUCUCUUCUGUUCUUCAAAACGUCGACACAGAUACACCCGCCACCAUGAGCAUUAACACGGUAGAGCUGAAGCCGUUUACCGACCAGAAGCCUGGAACCAGUGGCUUGAGGAAGAAGGUUGUUACAUUCCAGCAGCCGCAUUACAGCGAGUCGUUCGUUACCAGUAUUCUCCUUGCCAUCCCCGAGGGAGCUAAGGAUUCUUACCUGGUCAUUGGAGGCGAUGGCAGAUACUGGAACCCGGAAGUCGUCCAGAUAAUCGCGAAGAUUGGAGCUGCGUAUGGUGUUAAGAAACUGCUGGUCGGUCAGAAUGGCAUCUUGAGUACCCCAGCUGCCAGUCAUGUCAUUCGCAAGCGUAAAGCGACUGGUGGAAUUCUGUUGACUGCUAGUCACAAUGCUGGAGGCCCAAAGAACGAUUUUGGCAUCAAGUAUAACUUGUCCAAUGGUGGCCCGGCUCCAGAGAGCGUCACAAACAAGAUCUUCGAGGUCUCAAAAACUCUCACCUCGUACAAAAUCGCCGACAUUCCAGAAAUUGACAUUGCCACUAUUGGCACUAAGACAUACGGCUCCCUCGAGGUCGAGAUCAUCGACCCUGUCGCCGACUACAUGGAGAUGUUGAAGGAUAUCUUCGACUUUGACCUGAUCAAGAAGUUCUUCUCUAAGAACAAAGAGUUCAAGGUCCUCUUCGACGCCCUUUCCGGCGUCACAGGUCCAUACGGAAAGGCCAUCUUCGAGGAAGAGCUUGGCCUCAAGAGCAGCACCCAGAACUGCAUUCCUUCGCCAGAUUUCAAUGGCGGACACCCAGAUCCCAACUUGACAUAUGCUCACUCGCUUGUUGAGAAGGUGGAUAAGGAUGGAAUCCACUUUGGUGCUGCAAGUGAUGGUGACGGAGACCGCAACAUGAUCUAUGGCGCCAAUGCGUUUGUGUCGCCUGGUGACAGCUUGGCCAUUAUUUCUCACCAUGCCAAACUUAUCCCAUAUUUCAAGAAGCAGGGUGUUUACGGCCUGGCCCGCAGCAUGCCUACCUCUGGAGCCGUGGAUCUCGUUGCCAAGGCUCAGGGCCUGAACAGCUACGAAGUGCCCACGGGAUGGAAGUUCUUCUGUGCUCUGUUUGACGCGGACAAGCUGUCCAUUUGCGGAGAGGAGAGUUUCGGAACCGGUAGCAACCAUAUCCGCGAGAAGGAUGGCCUCUGGGCUGUUGUGGCAUGGCUGAACAUCAUCGCUGGCGUUGGUGAGGCGAACCCAGAUGUCACCCCAAGCAUUUCCCAGAUUCAACAUGACUUCUGGAACAUUUAUGGUCGUACAUUCUUCACAAGAUACGACUAUGAAAAUGUGGAUAGCAAUGGCGCAGAUAAUGUUGUAAAGGAUUUGGCGGCAAAGGUCGCGGACAAGUCUUUCAUCGGAUCAAAGAUUGAAGACCGAACCGUCAAAAAUGCUGGCGAUUUCGAGUACACGGAUCUCGAUGGCAGCGUCAGCAAGAACCAAGGUCUUUUCGUCCAGUUCGACGAUGGAAGCCGCAUUGUCGUCCGCCUUUCAGGCACUGGCAGCGGUGGUGCCACAAUCCGCCUCUACGUUGAGAAGCACACCAGCGACACCAAGGCCUACGGCCAGGAUGCACAGGACUUCCUCAAGCCUGACGUCAAGCUUGCAACUGAGUUACUGAAGUUCACCGAGUACAUUGGACGUGAUACGCCUGAUGUCAAGACCUAA
Messenger RNA from Pseudogymnoascus destructans, 1821 nucleotides. RefSeq names its product phosphoglucomutase pgm2 (gene PGM2). Gene Ontology annotation, molecular function: phosphoglucomutase activity. Gene Ontology annotation, cellular component: cytosol. Lineage: Eukaryota; Fungi; Ascomycota; Leotiomycetes; Thelebolales; Thelebolaceae. The transcript has 3 exons. Bases 1 to 1821 code for a protein of 606 amino acids. The record is from RefSeq and is a predicted model, not a curated record. Gene Ontology annotation, biological process: carbohydrate metabolic process.